UAGAGUCAUUUAAAUGUCCGUGUAUUUGAAGUGUGUUGUUGACGUUUAAACAGUCAAUUUCUUUGCCUGCAUAAUAACAUUCUAGUCUGUGGAAUUAUUAAAGGUGCCACGCAAACAAAAAAACAAAAAAAGCUUUUCCUCAAACUGUGUGCAAACUGUGAGAUUUAACAAGAAUCGAAGAUACAGUUCAAUAAACAGGAUGUUUCCGCAUCCUACGUUCACGCCUGUUGCAAUGAACGCAUUACCGUACAUCUCUCUGUUGCUGGUCGGUGCAGUCCUGGUGACGUCACAGAUUGCCCCUAAAGUUUCUGUACAAGCGAACGUGUGUGAAUUGCCAAUGGAGCCCGGUCCAUGCAAGGGUUAUUUCCCGCGCUAUUUCUUCGAUGACUUAACAGGCACGUGCCAGGAGUUCAUCUAUGGCGGUUGUCAAGAUAAUGGUAACAACUUCGAAACGGAAGCCGCGUGCCAGAUCGCAUGCAGCGAUGUGAAGAGACUGUAGUUUAUGCUGUCUUCCUGAUUUCAAUAUCCACGAUUAUUAAAAUUAAUGAAUUGUCGAUGUAUCGUGUUCUGAUUAAAUAUUCAAACUCCAA
This is a messenger RNA of Dreissena polymorpha, 590 nucleotides long. RefSeq names its product trypsin inhibitor-like. The coding region runs from base 200 to 499 and encodes 99 amino acids. NCBI's taxonomy places the organism in Eukaryota, Metazoa, Mollusca, Bivalvia, Myida, Dreissenidae. Gene Ontology annotation, molecular function: serine-type endopeptidase inhibitor activity. The record is from RefSeq and is a predicted model, not a curated record. The transcript has 3 exons.